UUGAAGUAGUCAAUCUAAUUAAUCCAAAGUUCCAAGUCAUCAAAUAAAACUCGCCGAAGGAUCGGAGAAAAAUUCUAACAACAAUUUGACCGUCUCUCACUCUCUUCGUCUAACCCCAUCUCCCGCUCUAAUAACAAUGAAAGAUCAAAAUGUGAAAAAAAAAAAAACUUAAAAGGAAAUAAAAAUACCACUGAGGCUUCAGUUAUGAGUUCGUUAGCAGGACAUGUCUCCGCGUUCCUGAUAUUGUUUCCGGUCGGGAUCCGACGGCUGUGGUUGUCCCUCUCCUUCCAGGCGCGAUCCUCACCGUCAUUUCGCCCCCGGCCGUGGUACUUCUCACCGGAGCAUCCCCUCCGCGGCGCCGACCUCUACGCCCUCCUCCUCCUCCUCCCCAUCGCCGCCUUCUGCGACUACUUCAUCUUCCUCUCCCUCCCUGCGUCCUCGUACGCCGGCGCCGCCUCUUUCCGCUUUUCCUUCGCCCUCCACGCCGCCUCCCUCUCCGUCUUCGUCCUCCUCCUCGUCGUCAUCCUCCUGUCGCACCGAUUCCCCCUCCUCAUCCCCGACGACCUCCUCUUCCUCCUCGCCGCCCUCGCCUUCCUCUCCGACCUCCCUUCCUCCCCCCGCCCCGCCAUCGCCGCCAUCGACGCCCAUGCAAACGAACUUGCUGCAGUUCCCACUCUUACCUGCGCCGCCUCCUGCUUCGUCCUGUCCCUCCGAUGCUCCGCUGCCGCUGCGGCGGCUGAUGUUGCGCUGGCGACGGGGAUGGCGCUGAAGGGGUCCUGGGCACUGCAGGCCGGCAUAUCCCUCUACGUGCUGCCGCCGAGGGGGUGCUCCCGCAACGCCGUGGGUGGCGGCGAGGGAUGGCUGGAGUGUGUGCUGGAGGACGACGGGAGAAGGGGGCUCGCAAUGCUGGAUCUGCUGUUCGCCAGCCAUGCCGUGGCGGUGGCUGUCAUAUGCUUAGGAAUGCAGUAUUGGAUCGCUGUCAAGUCAGCGGGACGGACCGACUUAGAAGCCAUGAUGGCCCGCCUCGUCGUAUCCCCGUCCGAGCUGGAACUGGACUAAUUAUUAUUAUUUUCUUUUUCUUGAAAAGUUAUAUGAUUCUUAUCUAAAACAAAUGCUGCAU
Molecule: messenger RNA, 1120 nt
Organism: Ananas comosus (pineapple)
Lineage: Eukaryota; Viridiplantae; Streptophyta; Magnoliopsida; Poales; Bromeliaceae
Exons: 1
Coding region: 205-1059 (284 amino acids)
Source: RefSeq, a predicted model, not a curated record